Gastrolobium bilobum is the source of this 1634-nucleotide messenger RNA. RefSeq lists its product as uncharacterized. NCBI's taxonomy places the organism in Eukaryota, Viridiplantae, Streptophyta, Magnoliopsida, Fabales, Fabaceae. The transcript has 5 exons. The record is from RefSeq and is a predicted model, not a curated record. Bases 152 to 1360 code for a protein of 402 amino acids.
UUUAAAGUUUAAACAAAAACGACAGAAGCGCAGCGUGACGUUAUUAUUUGGAGUUACGACUAGUUGGAGGUGUCGUUGGGGCGGUCCUUCCCCGUAAUCGGUGACGCAGUAACGGCGAGAGAGAGAGAAAGAGAAAGAGAGGGCAUCGGUGAUGGCAGACAAUCUGUUUGAUGGAUUGCCCCCUCCUUCUUCAAACACUCUUUCUCUUCAACACGAAGAACCACAACCACAACCACAACCAAAACCAAUUGUUUUUGUUGCUACCAACAACAACAAGAAGGAAUCAUCUGCUGUUUCGGCACCAAAGCCAAUCCUCAAAAGUGCCCUCAAGCGCCCUAACCCUACUCAAUCCGAAACCCAAGCUACAGCAACUAAAAAAAGCUUGAAAUUUAAAACGGUGACGGAUGCUUCUGAAGCACAAGUUAUUGAGGCCAUGGAGAAGAUAUCUUCACACAUCAAGAACCCUGCAAAGUUCAGUAAGGCUGCGAAACUUGCUGUACAGCUGAUUCAAGCAGGAAGUGUAAAGUCCGGAAUUAGCGAUAAUUUUUUUUCCAUAUUAGAAGCUGCAAUGUCAUCAUCCAUACCUUGUACAGAUCCUUCAGUACGGUCAGAUUAUCAUUCUCUGUUCUCAGCAGCACAAAUCACAAAAGAACUCCUUAAUAAGAAGCAAAAGAAUCAGCUGGCAACAUGGACAAUUAGUGCUGUGGUGGCAAACGAUUUAUAUACAGAUGACAGCUUUGUGUUUUCUAAAGCAGCUGGACAAAUCAAAGAAGCUAUAUCUAACCUUCCUGUUGCAACAGAGGAGGAUGAUGCAGAGGAAGCAAUGUCUCUGAAAGAUAGCACAGUUGUGGUAGAUGAAGGUGGUCAAAUGCUUGCCACAGCUGAGGAUAAUGAUGGGGAGGAAGCUGACCCAUUUGGACUUGAUGCUCUGAUUCCCGGAUCCGCAAAGAAAGGUGAAAAAUUAAAGGCAAAGAGUGAGGCAGCUGUGAAGACAAGGAAGGAGGAUGAGGAAGAAGCUAAGAGAUUCCUCAAGCCACAAAGAGAAGCUCUGAUAACUGGUUUAGAGAUUGCUGCUCGGCGAUAUAAAACACCGUGGUGUCAAACCGUAAUUGAUAUUUUAGUGAAGCAUGCUUUUGAUAAUGUGUCAAGAUUUACAGCUCGUCAGAGGGAUGCCGUUGGUAAAUUGUGGGCUUCCAUACGGGAGCAGCAAACUCGUCGGAAGCAAGGGAAGUCAGUCAAUGGAAAACUUGAUGUAAAUGCUUUUGAAUGGCUUCAACAAAAAUAUGCUAAUGAGAAGAUUAGCAUUCGACACUCUGUUGGAGCUAGCGGAGAUCGUCGUGCCCAACAAUGGCUUGGUUAAAUUUUCUUGUGACCUUUCUUUUAGAGUAAUUGAGGGGAUGAUGGCAACUUCAAAUUUGUCAAGAGGAGGGCAGAGGACGCGUCCUUGUCACUUGAUUGGUAGUGUUGUAAGUUGUAACUAAAGAGGUCUCAGAAGUCUCUCCUGACUGAAACAGUUUCCGCAAGACAUGGUAACUUAAAAAUUGUGAUUUGCCUUCCCUUUUGUUUUUUUACAAUAGGUUAUUAAUUUGUUUCCAAAACUCGAAAUCAUAUUUUGCAAAUUGUGCUAAGCCAUC